AUGGCUAUGGGAUAUCUGGGACAAGGCAGUCUCCUCCAUGGCGUCUUGCCUACGCCACCUGUCGAGGCGCCUGCGUCCGGCCAACCGGCUUUGGGACAUGACCAUCAAAGCCUUGCACAGCCGCUCCCUUUCCAACAGUUUGGUAUGCCAAUUCAAGCUCAGGGCUCCCUGCCAGCGGACUUCGGAGCAGGGACAACCGCUCCUCGAAGCGCGCUCCUAGGCCACCUCGCAGCAGCCCUGGAUCAGCGCUUCGAUCAUCGCCGGCUGUCCGAGGCCGACUCCUGGCAUGCGGAGAUCCUGCGGACAGAGGCCUCCUACCUGAGCCAGCGCAACUUUGACAUGGCCAAGGUAAACAACGGAGAUGUGGCACAGGAGCCCAAGCCCUGCGUGUCACGGGAGAGCUGUACGGACAGCUCCGCAGACGUGGAAUACCUCCUGGCUGGCGGCCUGAGUCUUCCGGCUAUGAGACGGACCUCCAGCGCCACCACCUCCCACGUCCUGGCGGCAGGCGGCCUGCUUCCCGCUCCACUCCGGCCGGGCUCCAUUGUUGCUACCGGCAGUGGCAGCCUUCCGCCUCCGCCACUGUCCAGCGGUCCAGCGACGCACCUGCCCUCCCUCAACUCGGGCAUCGGACCGGCAGCCGGAGCUCACCACCACAUCACACAACUGCGGCACCCAGCCGCCCUCCAAAUGCCGCCCCACCCAGGUCUCAACGCCCCCCAACUACAGCGACCGGAGCUCCCACAGUCCCAACAACACCUGCAGCAGCAGAUAUCGUCCCAUGCCGGCAGUGUGCCGUCCGCGCAGCAGUCCGGGGUUCUCGGGCUGCGCGAGCCCACACGCUCCGAAACCCUAGGCUCUGGAAUUGGUACAGCAGGUGGAUCCCGACAGGAUCGCUGGUCGGAAGAGGGAGCCUCCAUCGGCGGCCUACCCCGCGGCCAAGCCGGCGGCUUGUCUAUGCCGCCGCUGCGGACGAGCGCUGCCCCGCCGCUGGGCCAGGAGCGUCUGGCAGCAGGAGCUGCCGCCGCCGCGGUGAUGGAAGCAACGGUGGACCAGUCCCUCCCGUGCCCCGAGGGUCCGCCAGCCGUCAUGGCUUGCAGGAGCCCGGACAUGGACACGGACCUGCUCACCCGGACCCCCGCGGGGUCACCGCAGGACACGGAGUGGCAGUCGCCCCUGGGGCCUGGCGGGUUACUAUCGGACGCCGGUGGCGGCAACGUUGGCUGUGUUGGCACUGUGGCAGCAGCGUCGGCUGAGGUCGACGACAGGCACAUCUCCGCUAGCGCUUUCUUGGAGUUUGCAGGCGAGGCAGGGCUCUUCACCAGCAGCGGUGGCGGUGGCGGCGGACUCAACUGCGGCCGCGGCGGCGGUGGCGGCGGGGACUCCCCGCGCUCACCCUCACACCUGUCCGUACUUGCGGCCAUGCAGCUGUCUCGUCAACAACAGCAACAACAACAACAGCAACAACAGCAACAAAGCUUGUUGCUGCAACAGCAGCAGCAACAGAUCCGGCAAUUAUCGCGGGGAGGCCUGUCUAUGCAGCAGACAAUGCAGCCGGGGCCCCUGUACGGCGGCACCUCCGUACCACAGCUCAUGCGCCCCUCAGCCGCCAUGUUCACCGCAGCGGCGGCAGCUGGGCUCCAGGAAGGCCUCCCUCGCCUUCCAGGAGCAGUAGCAGGGGCAGGAGCACACGGCGCUGGGAGCGGGCUGCAGGCGCCUGGCGGCGGCGGCGGCAGUAGCGGCGGAUAUGCGUCGCCGCCAGUGCUUGUCGCUCACGGUGGCGGCGCCGUUAGUGAUGGCGGCCGCUCGCCUGUGACGGCGUCGCCUCGACACACUUUGCAACAACAGUCCCCCUACAACGCACACAUUAGUCCGCAUCUGCAGCAGAACUCACUACUUGCCCAGUCCCAGCAGCAGCAACAACAACAGCAGCCGCCACAACGGCGACAGCAACAAAGCCCAGAUCUCGAACACCUUAAAACUGAAGGCGGCGAUACCAGCCGGCUGGGGACUGCUGGGGCAGUUGGAGGGGGAGGCGGUCGGCAACGCAGCCCCCCCGGCCGCGCCGCCACUCCCACUCCCACUCCCCGGCACAGCCGGACUUUGCCACACCCACACAGCCAACCACCAACCCAACAGCAGCAGCAGCAGCAGCAAGGGCAGCAGGUCCCAGCCAUGUUAGCGGAUGUGGUGCCAGAUAGUACGACACCCGGCAAAGCCGACAGGUCGGGAGUGGCCGUAGCAGCCGCGCUGGCGAGGGCCUCCCGGCUCAUGAAGCGCCGCCGCGCCUCGCCACGCUCGGUAGUGAAGCACGCGCCCGGUGUCAGCCUGGCGGAGCCCGAUGCAGAGGCGGGCCAGGGGCCGGGACCCGGGCCCGGGCCCAGCAGCGGCAGCCAGCGAAGCCAUCAGCCCAGUGGGGGCGGGCUCUCCAGGACCCGGUCCGCCGCGAUGGCGAGUCCCGCUGGCAGCCUGCAGCGCCGUACGACAAGCCUUAGCGGCAUCGGCGGCGGCCCUGUCCGGCCGGACAUCAGCGCUGCCACUGCUAAUGCCACCGUCACCGCAACGGCUACUGCCAACGCUACUGCGACGACCACCAGCGCCCGGCUGUUCUCUGAGAGUGAAGGGGAGGAGGUGCAGCGGCGCCGUCGCGACGGAGAGGAUGGUGAAGAAGGCCACGAGGUAGGCCGCGAGGUGGCGAUAGCGGCUGGCGAUAGCGACGACGAGGACGGUAGCUCUGACGGGGCCGACUCCUCCCCGGAUACCGCCACCGUAGCCCCCAGUGGCGGCGACGCGGACGAAGCGUACGGCAGAGUGGGAUCGAGCCGCCGCAGCCGUACUGCCAUCAGCGGGGGCGUUGGCGCCGCCGCCGCAGCCAGAGGCGGACCAGAUGCCCCCGACGCCCCCGUCGCGGUGGGCGCGUCAGCUGACACACAGAUGAUCAUCGACCCCAUCACUGGCCUGCCCCGUAGACGCGCUAUGACGCAGGAAGAGCGUAUGGUUCGUAACCGUGAAGCUGCGGCCAAGAGCCGGGCUCGCCGUCAUCAGUACCAACAAAACUUGGAGCAGCACAUUCGGGCCCUACAGCAGCACAGCGCUGAGCUCCGGAAGCUGCUAGAGGCGCAUGCCGUACCGCUGCCGCCGCACCUCCUGGAGCAGCAGGUGCGGCUGGGAGACGGGCUGCCGCCGCCGCCGCCGCGGACGAGCCCACCCCGCAGCCGCAAGGGCAUCGGCGGCAGACCCCGGAAGUACCCCCUGAACCCUGACGGAUCCAAACCGAGCCGCAAGCGCCGGCGGACGUCCACCGGUACGGCAUUGACGACGGCAGCGACGCCCGUACCGGCUGCCAGAGGUGUGUCAGCCGCGGCAGUCGAGACAACUGGCGGGGCCUCGGACGAGGACGUCAAGCCGCGGCGGGUGACUGCAGGCCGCCGUACAUCAACAGCGGCCGGGGGUGGUAAUGACGGUGGAAGUGGCGAGGGUGGUGACGGUGGAGGAGGUGAGGAGGGGGUUCGUGGAGCCGGCGGCGGCAACCGUGGCGGCCGCGGCCGCAGGGGCCGCGGUGGCGGCGGCAGCCGAGCGCGGGGCCGUGGCAUCAUUGGCGGCGGCGGUCGUACCGGCCGGAAGAAGCUGCAGAGUGACGACGUGGAGGAGGACGAUGCGGGAUCGGGGCCAGGAGCCGCAGGCGGCGGAGAGGAGCAGGUUCGCGACAGCGGCGAGGAAAGGCUGGAGCAACAGGUCGUAGCGGGGGCCAGUCCGCGUAGCGCUGGCGCCACCGCGGCCGCCAGCAGCGGUGGCGGCGGCGCCGGCGGCGCCGGAGGCCUUGAUAUUAGCCGUACAGUAAACAAGGCUGCUUUGGCCACCGAAGAAGCGCUGACUCCGCCUCGCCCUCGGCGGAGUACGACGACGUCGGCGGUGGGUCGACUCGCGACGGAGGCGGCGGUCGACGCUGUCGACGGUGAUACCGCGGUAGUGGUGGUCGGCCAAUCGCCCCUGCGACAGCAACCUUUUGAAAUGGCGCCUUUUCCGCAGUACCGACCAGGUGGAGAGGUUGCAGCAGAUGUAACUCGACUGGAUACGUUUGGUCCCGCUGAAGCAGACGCAUCCGCGGCUGCUACAGCCGCGGACCCCGCUCAGCCGCCCUUCACAGACCCCUGGCAACUGCCUCAGUGGCCGCCGCCGCCGCCGCCGCCGCCACCGCUUAUCCCCGGCCCCCCCCGUCCAUCACUUGAAUCGCCCGCCGGCCCCUCGGCUCGCCCCGCAAGGGCCCCAUGCGCGACAGACCCACGAGUCGCUGCCGCGACCGCCUUGCUGCCGCCGCUGCAGCCCCAGCCGCCGCCUCACGGCGAGUCCGGUCCCGAGGCACUUGGCCUGGAUGAUGUGGCUUCAGGAGGCGCACAGCCGGCCAUGGUGCUCAGCCCCGGAGGUGUCGGGGGUGGGGACGGGGACGGGGGGGUGCUGGGGUCGCUCGCGAGCCCGGGGGGGGACAUCGCGGGCUCCUCCGCGGAUGGGGGCAGUGCGGGGCCCUCCGGCGGGGACAUGGGUCCCUUCGACAUGCUGGGAUUGGGUUUCGGAGACCUGCUGGGUGCUGGGUUCCUAGGCCAACAGUGA
This is a messenger RNA of Volvox carteri f. nagariensis, 4608 nucleotides long. RefSeq lists its product as uncharacterized. The record is from RefSeq and is a predicted model, not a curated record. Bases 1 to 4608 code for a protein of 1535 amino acids. Gene Ontology annotation, biological process: regulation of DNA-templated transcription. Gene Ontology annotation, molecular function: DNA-binding transcription factor activity. Lineage: Eukaryota; Viridiplantae; Chlorophyta; Chlorophyceae; Chlamydomonadales; Volvocaceae. The transcript has 9 exons.